Molecule: messenger RNA, 1018 nt
Organism: Coturnix japonica (Japanese quail)
Lineage: Eukaryota; Metazoa; Chordata; Aves; Galliformes; Phasianidae
Source: RefSeq, a predicted model, not a curated record
UCCCCCUACAGCCGCCCUGGAUUCUCUCUGCCCCCCAACCUUGGAGGACCCCAACCAACCCCCUCCAUCCCCUAUGGGAUCCCCUAUAGGAUCCCCUAUGGGAUCCCCUAUAGGGUCUAUGGGGUCCCCCACCCCACAACCAGCCCGGAAGAGGCCUCGUCUCCACGUCACCCCCCCCCCGGGGGUCCCUUCUAUCUCCAAGUCCUCCAACGUCUCGUUGGUUUCUCCCCAACCUCCAGCAUUGAUCCCUAUGGAGGAAUUCCUGGACGAUGAUUGGCUGGAGGAUGACGUGGGGGGCGGGGCUAAGAAGAAGAGGAGGGCCAAUGGGAGGAGAGGGGGAGGGGCUAAGGGGGGCGGGGGACCAAUGGGAGGGCUUGGAGGACCUAAGAGAGGACCAAUGAAAGGGGUUGGAGGACUUAAGCGGGGCGCUGGAGGACCUAAGGGGGGACCAAUGGGAGGGCUUGGAGGACCUGAGGAAGGACCAAUAGGAGGGCUUGGAGGACCCAAAGGGGGGGUUGGAGGACCUAAGGAGGGACCAAUAGGAGGGCUUGGAGGAUCUAAGGGGGAACCAAUGGGAGGGCUUGGAGGACCUAAUGAGGGGGCUGGAGGACCAAUGGGAGGGCUUGGAGGACCAACAGGCGGACUUGGAGGACCAAUGGGAGGCGGCCAUGAGAGCAAUGAGAAGGUUCCCCCUGUUGCCCCCCCCGCGUUGCCCCCCAUCCGGGUCAGGGUCCGUGUGCAGGAGCUCGUCUUCCUCAUCCCCGUCCCACACGGAUGCUCAGUGUCCUGGCUGUGCUCCCAGGCCGCCCAGCGCCACCUCCAGGCCGUGGGGCUGCAGCCCCAUCUGGCCCUACAAAAAGAUGGCGCCCUGCUCGACCCCACAGACCUCGUGGCCGACGUCCUACAGAGCGGAGACGAGGUGCUGUCCGAGGUGCUGAACUGGGAUCUUCCCCCCGUUACCGGAUCUUAUCGCCGGGCCUGCGAGGAGCCUGGGAUAGGUAACAUGGCGGCCCCUUAA